GUGAGCUUUACCGCAGUAACGGACCCGGAUUAGCGCGCGCUGCGGCAUCGCGCACACACACACACACACACACAUACACGGUGGUGUCAGAGUAUCGGUGGUGCAGAUAGUCCGGCGGAUCGAAUCAUCAUGUCCAAGCAGCAGCAGGAGGAGGAGAAGCAGCAGGAGAAGAAGGAGACCGGAGGAGGAGGAUGGAGUCACUAUUUCUGGAACCCGCGGACUCAUCAAUUGCUGGGCAGAACCGCGAGCAGCUGGGGUCUGAUCCUGCUCUUCUACGUGGUGUUCUACACGUUUCUGGCCGGUAUGUUCUGCCUCACCAUGUACGUCAUGCUGCUCACGCUCGACGACUACAAACCUACCUGGCAGGACCGCCUGACCACACCAGGACUGAUGAUUAGACCUAAAGAUGACGCUUUAGAAAUUGUGUACGAUAUAAAGAAGACAGAGAGCUGGGAUAAAUACGUACAGGCUCUCGAUAACUUCCUGAUCCCGUACAAUGACUCUCAGCAGGUGCUGAAUAACGAAGCGUGUGUUCCUGAUCAUUUCUACAUACAAGAGGACAGCAACCACGUCCGCAACAACCCGAAGCGCUCGUGUCAGUUUAACCGCACCAUGCUGGAGGAAUGUUCCGGAAUCACUGACUCCACCUACGGAUACAGGGAUGGAAAACCCUGCAUACUCCUAAAACUCAACCGGGUAAUCGGUAUGUUGCCGGGGAAAGAUGGACAGAGUCCGUAUAUCACCUGUGGAGCAAAGAAGGAGGACGGUGAUCUGAUUGGUGAUAUUUCAUAUUUUCCUCCCAAUGGAACGUUUAAUCUGAUGUACUAUCCGUACUACGGUAAACGAGCUCAGGUGAACUACACACAGCCUCUGGUGGCUGUGAAGUUCAUGAACGUGACGCUGAACACCGACAUUGACGUGGAGUGUAAAAUCAACUCCAACACCAUCACCGAAUUCAGCGAGCGCGACAAGUUUGCCGGAAGAGUUUCGUUUAAACUUCGCAUCAACAACAUGUAGCUACACAGGAAACACACACACACACACACUUUAUAACACACACACACACACACACUUUAUAACACACACACACACACACACGUUUGUACUGGUCAGAUUGAAGUGUUGAGUUUCCUGUUUGCCGGGUGUUUUUGGGUGUUUCCUCACCAGUGUGUGUGUGUGUGUGUGAUUUGUAUAAGUGUUUUAUGUAAAAGUUUGUGCACUUCUGGUUACGUUGCAUAUACAGUGUAAAUUAGUGAACACGUUUGUUGCUGGUGCUGAUCUGCUGUCUUUUUUAACCAGUGUGGUGAUGGUGCAAGCUGCAGAGGCAUGAAGUGGGGAACUGGAAAUGACUAAACUGGUGUAAACAACAGAAGGAGGGUGCUAAAACAAAAUAGUAAUACUGCCAUAACUUUGUACCCUUCAUAUUUUAUGCUCUUAUCAUUUUAAAUAUGGUGAAUAAUAGUAACAAUAAUAAAAUAUAUAGAGGACGUGUUUAAUCCACAACACGUGGAAAAUAGAAUUUGAUCGGGGGUGCACAAACUUUUGCAUUCAGACUCCGGGGUGUGGUCGUGUUUAAACAUUCCAGACCUGAGAGAUCAAAGCCUGUCAGAUCAGUUCAGGACGGUGGGCGUGGCCUGACUGAUCUCUAUUUAUUUUAUUUUCAGUUCAGUUCAUUUUUAAUAACUGAUUUAUCCUGGUCAGGGUCUCAGGAGUCAAGUUCCACUGGGAAACUCUGAGCCCCCCCAAGAAACCUGACCGGCUGAUAGCACCACAGGGCCACCCGAGCGCCCCAGAGCACCACAAUAACUGAGGUUCUGUUGAGGUUCUCCUGAGGUUCUGUUAAGGUUCUGCUAAGGUUCUCUUGAGGUUCUCCUGAGAUUCUGUUGAGGUUCUCCUGAGGUUCUCCUGAGAUUCUGUUGAGGUUAAUGUUCACAUAUCCGUUACGUAUAAACGUCUGAUACGAGCACCCAAACACAGCGUUCGCUUCUCCAACCCUUUGAACAGAUUCUGAUUUGGUUGUGUGAGGUAGCGUUCAGACGUUUAGCACAAUGCUAGUAAGAGUUAGCGUUUGCAUUAGCACAAAUAAAACUGGUUUAGCACUUCCUGGUUAAGCACACAGAAGUUUAGCAUGAAUUAUUUUAGCAUCAUUUUCAGUAUAAUGUAAUAAAAUUUAGCAUUAGUUUAGCGCUGUUAGCAUAGCAACAUUAGCAUUGGUCUGUCAGAGUGUUUGUGUGUUUUUGUUUAUUUUGGGUUUUUUUGUGUUUUGUUUGAUUUUCUCUCAUUAAGAUCAAAAUCUGAACAUUUUUAACAUUUACACACAGCUGCACUGAGUUAGCAACUAUCCAUUCAUGCUAAUUAGCACACACACACUCUCACACACACGCACACACACUCUCACACACACACUCACUCACACACACACACACACUCUCACUCACACACACACACACACACUCUCACACACACACACUCUCACACACACACGCACACACACUCUCACUCACACACACACACACACUCACACACUCUCACUCACACACACACUCUCACUCACACUCACACACAGUCUCACACACACACACACACUCUCACUCACACACACACACUCUCACACACAGUCUCACACACACACAGUCUCACACACACACACACUCACUCUCACACACAGUCUCACACACACACACUCUCUCACACACAAACACACACUCACACACAGUCUCACACACACACACUCUCUCACACACAAACACACACACACACAGUCUCACACACACAGUUUCACACACACACACAGUCUCACACACACACACACACACACACAGUCUCACACAGUCUCACACACACACACUCUCUCACAGUCUCACACACACAAACACACACUCACACACAGUCUCACACACACAAACACACACACACACACUCUCUCUCACACAAACACACACUCACGCACAGUCUCACACACACACACACACACUCACACACACUCUCACACACACACACACUCUCUCUCACACACACACACACACACACACACACACACACACUCUCACACACACUCUCUCUCACACACACACUCUCACACACACACACACUCUCUCUCUCUCUCACACACACACUCUCUCACACACACACACCAUCACACACACACACACACUCUCUCACACUGCCGAUCAAACUGCCACGUAUACGAUGUGAUGAAGAGUUUUUGUUCCUGAACGUUUUUAUUUAUUUAUUGUGAUUAAAUGUGAAACUUUGUUAUUUAAGAAAUAAAAUUAACAUGAAAUAAAACUGGUUCAAAAAGGUUCAA
Messenger RNA from Trichomycterus rosablanca, 3307 nucleotides. RefSeq names its product ATPase Na+/K+ transporting subunit beta 2a (gene atp1b2a). Gene Ontology annotation, molecular function: ATPase activator activity. Gene Ontology annotation, cellular component: sodium:potassium-exchanging ATPase complex. The record is from RefSeq and is a predicted model, not a curated record. Gene Ontology annotation, biological process: sodium ion export across plasma membrane; potassium ion import across plasma membrane; intracellular potassium ion homeostasis. The transcript has 7 exons. NCBI's taxonomy places the organism in Eukaryota, Metazoa, Chordata, Actinopteri, Siluriformes, Trichomycteridae. The coding region runs from base 130 to 1017 and encodes 295 amino acids.